Messenger RNA from Trichoderma citrinoviride, 591 nucleotides. RefSeq lists its product as hypothetical. The transcript has 5 exons. Bases 1 to 591 code for a protein of 196 amino acids. The record is from RefSeq and is a predicted model, not a curated record. Lineage: Eukaryota; Fungi; Ascomycota; Sordariomycetes; Hypocreales; Hypocreaceae.
AUGUGGAAUGCCAUGUGGUUGAGUGCCAGUGAGGCAAAGCGGUGCAGUGCUUCUCCUCGCAAGAGUAGUGAGGCGAGAGUGAGAGGAACGUCGGUCCUGGUGGCAGGCUUGACAUCUCUUGGCCUGCAGCUCCCCUCGAGACCAAGCGUUCGGCUGUCAAUGCGAAUCACUGGGACGGCCAACGGGAUAUGGACAGCCGGCGCUGCUGUGUUGGCUCUCAGAGAUCUGGGCACUAUACCAUGUCUCCUGUACCAGCAGAUAAAGACAAGGGAUAGCACGCAUAACACGAGGCAAGCCGACUACCGCCAUGCUUGUACAUGCCUCGGCGGGGUCGUCCAGUCUCUGGGCAGAAUCUGCGAGGCGUGUACUGGUACCCAAACGCAACUUCAUGUGCCCCCGUCUGAGCGGUGCCUCAGUGAAUAUCACCUCGGCUGGGCUGAGACGUGCAUGCUUGGACAGGCACUCAAGAAGGCCAUGACGGCUGUCAUCGACGGCUUGCCGACGGCUCGAGACGACCACAAAUCAGGUCCAUCACUGGCUGUCGACGAUGCAUGCUGCAGGGCGCUAUCGAUGUGCCACCAGUCAGCCUGA